Closterium sp. NIES-67 is the source of this 1151-nucleotide messenger RNA. The record is from the annotation of a GenBank genome assembly. Lineage: Eukaryota; Viridiplantae; Streptophyta; Zygnematophyceae; Desmidiales; Closteriaceae.
AAGCUUUUGUUUCAGAACUGGCAUUGUUGCAUCUCGUCCAGAGUUCAGCCAUGACGCGCUUUACUGUUCUCUUGCUUUCUCAGCUUCUAUGGCUCGGAGCUGUUGAUGGUCAGCGAACCGUCUGUCCAGCGAACGUCACAAGCGUCAUGAGGACUGAUGUUACUUCGUGUAAAGGCUCAAUCAAGAACCCGGAAUCUUGCUGUCAGUCGCUCCGGAAGAUGGAAACUAUAAUUCUGUCAGCGAACUACAAGAACGGCUCUGCCGACGUCAUGAAAAUAGUCGGGAGUCCGACGUACAACAAUGCUUGUCGUAGCAUGUUCCGCACGGUUUUACAGAAGAAAGGGGUGGUGGCAGAUGUCUUCGGCCUUUGCGGUGGAUAUUGGCUGUUUCCUCUUGCAGAGAAGGACAUCACCAAAAGCUCAUGCCCUUUAACGAGUUACGAAGAUGUCGGUUCGGUUAUUAAUUACAGGUCACUGUCAGCGUCAUGCAAUAAUGCAAAGUGCUCCAACCCUGCGACUCAGACUAAGACUUCAGCCUGUGGUCAAAGCAUUCUCGAAGCAGCCAUUAUGCUGACAGAGAAUGAUGCUCAGAUUAACGACUGGCAUCCAUCAACUUAACCUCUAUCUACCCACCGCCUCCAGCGGCUUCACCACCUGUCCAAAGUCCGGAUGCAUCAGCUCCAUCGCCUUCGGCAAAGCCUUCCUUCCCUGCACCAGCACCUGCCCCUGCGUCAUCACCAAAUCCAGGCUUAGCACCUGCUUCUGCACCUCCACCAGCACCGUCUUCAGCUGAAGCAAAUUCCUCAGUGCCAGCACCAUCUUCUGCACCAAGUCCAGCACCUGCAAGUUCUGCUAGCCCAGCUUCAGCGCCGUCUCCAGCACCAGCACCUAGCAACGGGAGUAUUGGUGUACCUGGAUCACUCAACGAACCUUCAGGAACCAAUUCAGCAUUCUCAGGACUGAUUGCUGUGCUGGUGAUGCUAUGCCUCUGGUAAAGGAAUCAGGCCCUGACAAGAGAAGUGAUGGCCAGUGGAAUGGAAGGGAACUCAGUAAAGCUCCAAAAAGGUUGUAGUAGCUUGGCACACAUGAUAUGGUAGAACGUUUCAUACCUGUGAUGUACAGUAUGUUUGGGAAUAAGUGCCACAAAGUGCG